CUCUUUCGUCAUACCACGCUUGAUUCACAAUUUCAAAGCUCUCUCUCUCUCUCUCUCUCUCUCUCUCUCUCCAGACACACUAAAUUUCUACUUCCCUAUUUUGCCCCGACACGCUCUUCCCCAUCUCCUCUCAAUGUCCCCAACCCUAACCCUCCCCAACCCUAAUUCCCUCCAUUCCUCCCGGCAAAUUCCAUUUCCUUCCUCCCACAUGCCUCCUCGCCUAAUCCCCACCUCGCUUCGGACCCCGAGCUUCAAUGCUCCCAUUUGUGCAUUCACCCACACCCACUCGUCCUCGGCAACGGCCACCGUCUCUCGUAGGCCCUCCAGUUUAUACGAGGUCCUCCGAGUCAAGCGUACCGCUUCCUUCACGGAGAUCAAGACUGCUUAUCGAAGACUGGCCAAGAUGUACCACCCCGACGCCAUUCAAGAGCCCGAAUCAGACGGCAGCGAUUUCAUCGAGAUUCACAACGCCUACGCCACGCUCUCCGAUCCAUCUUCAAGGGCGCUCUACGAUCUGUCCUUGGGUGCCCAGUUCGAGAGGCGACCCUUCAGUUUCACGACCGGUAAUCGGACGGGGUUUUAUGCGACCCGGAGAUGGGAAACGGAUCAGUGCUGGUAGCAGGAAAGAUCAGAAUAGAAGGCACGCGGGAGCCCGACCCCAUUAGUAUUUUAAUUUUUCAUGCCCUUUUUUUGUCUAGUGGGGAAUCUAUUUACAAAAACGAAAUAGAGAGAAAAUGUAAACUAGCCACGGUUGGAUGUGUGGCAAUGUAGAGUAAGUCUUGUAAAUUCUACCGUCUAUUUGUUUCUCGUUUUUUUCUGAGAAAAAAAUUAUUUUCAAGAAAAAUGAGUACUCACUUCUAAUUUCGUUCUU
Molecule: messenger RNA, 871 nt
Organism: Juglans microcarpa x Juglans regia
Lineage: Eukaryota; Viridiplantae; Streptophyta; Magnoliopsida; Fagales; Juglandaceae
Product: chaperone protein dnaJ 11, chloroplastic
Exons: 1
Coding region: 134-619 (161 amino acids)
Source: RefSeq, a predicted model, not a curated record